GUUUUGUGCUUUGUGCUUGAUAGCUUGUGACUCAGCUGACAAUGACGUCGGAGUGACAGCUUUCAGGGAUUGGGGAUAUUGAAAGAUGAGCUUCCUUUUCAAAAGAAGACCUCGCCGAGAAGAAAACAACAUAGCGGUUAUCGGUGCCCCCACAAAUGUGAAUCACGAUAUCCACGUAACAGUGUCCGUAGAUGGGAUCCUAACAGGAUUGCCUUCGUCAUGGAUGCGUCAAAUCGGCACUCAGAUCACAAAAGAUGAACAGAAGGAAAACCCUUUGGUUGUGAAACAGGUUCUGCAGUACUACAAUUACUCUAUCAAAAAGAAUAUUCAGGAAGGCCAGGAGUAUAAGCAUAUCAUUACUGAGGAUGAUAUACAUGAAGAGUCGAAACAAAUUGAUCUCUAUACACAGUCCAAAGAUGCUCAUAAAAGCUCGGAUUCUGCAUUGUCAUCUGAAGAAGGCAGUAUAGAAAAUGGGUCUAAAGAAGAAAACGAAGUUAAUAGGACAACUCUUCCUGCUAGACCACCAAGAAAAGUAGAUGGAACUAAUUUAGUUAAAACAAAAAACUUGGCUCAGAGUAUAGAAAAUCUAGCUCUAGCAGAUGAUAUUGAGUAUAGAAAUAAAUCUGAUUUAGCUAAUGAUGAAUUCAUGAGAAGACGUUCUGAUUUGUCAGAUGAGGAAUAUUUACAGCAAAUUAGGAAUAUUUGCAAUCCAGGAAACCCAUAUGAUUAUUAUGAAAGGAGCAAUAAAGAUCUAGGUUCAGGGGCAUCUGGCACAGUAUUUGCAGCUACAGACAGAAAAUCUGGCCAACUGGUGGCAAUUAAAGAUAUUGACAUGACGAAGCAGCACAAGAAAGAUCUCCUUCUCAGCGAGAUCAAGAUCAUGAAGAACUUCAAACAUAAAAAUCUGGUGAAUUUUUUGGACGCCUUCGUGGUGUAUGAUGACCAUCUGUGGGUCGUGAUGGAACUUCUAGAUGGCGGACCACUGACAGAUGUGGUCACAGAGACUGUGAUGAAGGAAGGACAGAUAGCGGCUGUUUGUUAUGAGGCCCUGCAAGCUAUUGAUUAUUUGCAUCAAAGGGGGACCAUUCAUAGGGACAUCAAGUCUGACAAUGUCCUCUUGGGUAUGGAUGGUACAGUAAAAGUAACUGAUUUUGGAUUUUGUGCAAACGUGGUAGGAAAUGAACAGAGAGAAACAAUGGUAGGCACUCCAUACUGGAUGGCCCCAGAGGUAGUUACCAGGCAGAAAUAUGGAAAGAAAGUGGACAUUUGGUCUUUAGGUAUCAUGAUUGUGGAAAUGUUGGAUGGGGAACCACCAUACCUCAGAGAACCCCCACUGAGGGCCUUGUACUUGAUAACAGCUAAUGGUAGGCCAAAAAUCACUAGGUGGGAUUCACUGUCGCCCAGGUUGCAGAGUUUCAUAGAUUUGUGUCUACAGGUUGAUGUUGACAAGCGUGCUACUGCAGAGGAACUCCUGAAUCAUGAAUUCUUGAAAUGCAAAAUGGAACUAAGGACAUUAACUCCUCUCAUCAGAGCUGCCAAGAAAAUGUUGCACAAAACAUGAAUGGUGAUAUUGAAUUGAUACAGCUGUUACCUAUUAUUUGUUGCUAUCUAAUUUGGAAAAAUCAGUCGGAACAAUUUUGUUGGUCCCUGGUUAACCAUAAGCAAUAUCAACUGAGACUUGGUGACCAAUUGUUUGACUGUACACUAGGUCAAAACAAAAUCAGAUUUUGUGAUACUUUAUCAUACUAUUCUAUUCCAAAUAGUAUUUCAGGUAAACACUUUUGAGAUAGAACAGUGGUUUUAUGGUAUAGGUCUCAAUCAAGUCGAUGUGUCAUAGUUUUUGAAGUGAUGCUUAGCUAGAUGUGCAGCUUGAGGUGAAUGAUAUACGCAUACUUUUUUACGUAAGAAUUUAUAUAUACAUAUAUAGUUUUAAGUUUUAUACUAUACAAUUUAGAAGCUUUUUGUAUCUUAUUACCAUUACAGAUACUGAAUGAUUUUUACGCUCGUCAGUAAUUUUUCUAUCCAAGUCUUAUACAAAAAAUGUGAUUCUGUAAAGGACGAACUUUAUAGUUCAUAGUGCCACAAUUUUACCGCGAAAUAUUAUAGGAAACAAGAAUUGGUGGGUAGGGUAAAAAGUAUUCAAUUUAAAAUUUGUUUUUUUUUUGCAUAAUUCCUCGACUGUAACACACUUUCUCUAACAAUAGGAAGUCUGGAAGGCUAUCAAAACAUUCGUCUUCGGUCUUCUCCACUUGUUUAUCGGACCCAAAGUGCUUUCUAAAAAACAAUUUCCUCAAAUCUAGGAAAGAUGGAAGUAUGGGGGUGCCAAAUCAGGAGAAUAUGGAGGAUACUCGAGCAAAUCAUACCCUACAGAUUUUCCAUUUCUCACACACCUUUACGAGCUGGUGCGUCCCGAUGAAAAAUGAUACCUUUCUUCUUCCAAGUCGGGCCAAUUCUUACGAAUUUUGGUAUACAGUUGAUCAAGGAUUUUGAAAUAGCAUUCGCCCGUAAUUGUACUGCCCUUUUCAAGGAAACACAAGGUCACCUUUCCCGCAGAUGCAAUCGACUUUGGCGCUGAACCUCCGGUUUCCACGUUUUCUCAUUCGUUGUUGUUGAAUAAAAAAAAUUCCCACAAAAAUUAGUUUACCCAUUUCAUGCGUCGGCUUGAACAACUUGCAACAAUAAACCCAACUUCACAAUUAUUUCGCAAACCAGGGGUAUUUUCGUCUAAUAUGAUUAGACUAUAUACAGAAACCAUAUUGUUGAAUACUGUAGGUCUAAGUGCUGAACUUGAAUUGGAUAGUUGUUCAAUAUGGUGGAAAAUAAAACAAGGUUGGCACCGUGGAAUUUUACGUCCAACUUGGUCAAAAUUCCUAAUUACGUGAAGAAAUUCACGAAGAACUUCAUGGAUUUAUUCAUGUAUAAAUUCCUUUUUUACUUUUGAAAUUAGCCAUGCCAAUGUAAAACAGAUAUCAGUGAAAAAAGUUUGUCAUUCAAACCUGUGUCAAUGCGAGAACUUUUCACCUUAUCCAAUUAGAUGAGUCUUCUUUUAUUGUAUCCGUAAAUUCCAAUUUAUACACUUAUUUUAAGGGUCCAAAUUUCAGAUUCCAGUUAAGACUGAUCGACAUUUAAUGUCUUGCAAUAUUACGUUGGGCAUUUUGGAAUAUGACGUUACAUUUAUACUUUUUGUAAGGUUUCCAUUUUAACAGUUAGCAUACUCAGAUACACUUAAAAGUGCCUAAAUUCCAAAUAGUGGUUGAAAUGGAAAUUUGUUUUGUUAAUGCAUAUUGUCAGUCAUGUUUUAUACUUAAAAUGUGUCAUUAAAUAUUUAAUCAGGA
This is a messenger RNA of Acanthoscelides obtectus, 3335 nucleotides long. NCBI's taxonomy places the organism in Eukaryota, Metazoa, Arthropoda, Insecta, Coleoptera, Chrysomelidae. The record is from the annotation of a GenBank genome assembly.